AUGAAGCAGCUUCGAACGUCACAUCUAGAAUAUACAAUGGCUCCAACAUUGACUUUACCUCACAUGCCACCCGCCAUCUCACCCCCGCCAUCAUUUGAGUUCUGCAGUGACGUCAAAUCAACCCACUUCCUAAACUUUAACCAUUCUUACGAAGAUACGAGUUCGGUUUCUUCUUUCGAUGACUGCUUCGUGUCUCAGUUGUCCACCCCACAAACUGCUAAUCGACUUCCAAAUACAACCAUACCGGUGACACCCGCAGCAACUGCAUCCAGGUUGUUGUCCACUAAAAGCAAUAAAAGCAACAACCAUAAUAACAACAACAACAACAACAACAACAAAGAAGACGAUCAGCCAGAAAAAGAGAGCCUGGUACAUUUGUCAAGAGAAGAACGACGAAGACGUCGGAGAGCUACACAAAAAUACAGAACAGCUCACGCAACAAGGGAGAGAAUCCGUGUAGAAGCUUUCAAUGUGGCGUUUUCUGAUUUGAGAAAGCUGCUUCCUACCUUGCCGCCAGACAAGAAGUUGUCGAAAAUCGAGAUUCUCCGUCUUGCCAUCUGCUACAUCUCUUACCUCAACCACGUCUUAGAUCUCAGUUGA
Messenger RNA from Candidula unifasciata, 600 nucleotides. Lineage: Eukaryota; Metazoa; Mollusca; Gastropoda; Stylommatophora; Geomitridae. The record is from the annotation of a GenBank genome assembly.